GAACAUAGUGCCUUCAAGCUUCACAUUCAACUUCAGUCCUAUCCUUCCUCAUCUACUGCGUAACAGAGGUCUGCUAUCACAAUGGCAAAGUUAAAAGACCAGGAGGCAACUCUGAAAGUGAAGAAGGUGAAGAAGGACGUGACUGAGGACGGCAAGAAAACCAAGCGCAAGCGCGAUUCAGAGGAAGCGGAGGAGGAAUCGCUUGCUGUGAAGAAGGUCGCAAAGAAGGCCAAGACGGAGCAGGAUGGGGACGUCGAGGCUCCGGCAAAGAAGGCUAAGCGCUCGGCGAAGGCUAGCGCGUCCGAGGAAACCGAGCCGCAGCCGCCGGCGGCCUCUGGGCUUCCUCCCAUUACGGCCGCCACGCCCGCGUCGGAGUUGGGCCUUGACCGCUUCCCGCUAUCAGAACAAGUAAAGUCGAUGCUGCGCAGCCAGAACAUCGAGUCGUUGUUCCCCAUUCAAGCCAUGACGCUCGAGCCGGGCAUCGCCGGUCUGGACGUUGUUGGUCGCGCGCGCACCGGAUGCGGCAAGACGCUUGCCUUCGUCUUGCCUGUCGUGGAGCGCAUCCUGGAGCAGCAGAAGAAGGGCGGUGCUGCUGGGUCGCGUGCCAUGGGUCGCCUGCCCAGCUGCAUCGUCCUUGCGCCGACGCGUGAGCUCGCUAAGCAGGUCCAAGAGGUGUUCGCCAACGUGGGCAAGGCUGCCAACCUCUUCACCCUCUGCGUGUACGGCGGCACGCCGUACGACGGUCAGGAGCAGGCGCUGUCCAAGGGUGUAGACGUGGUGGUGGGCACUCCGGGCCGCAUCAAGGACCUCCUUGAGCGCGGCACCCUGAAGCUCUCCAACAUCCGCUUCCGCGUGCUUGACGAGGUGGACCAGAUGCUUGCCAUGGGCUUCAUCGAGGAUGUGGAGACCAUCCUCAAGCAGGGCGAGGAGCAGCGCGACGCCAUCCAAACCCUGCUCUUCUCCGCCACCCUGCCCAAGUGGGUUCAGGGCCUCACAAAGCGCUUCCUGCGCCCCGGACACUGCUUCCUGGACCUGGUGGGAGACGACCGCAUGCAGGCCGCCGUGACGGUACGGCACCUGAUGCUGCCGUGCUCGUACCCCCAGCGUGCGGGACUGCUGAAGGAUCUGAUUACGUCGUACGGCGCGGGCGGUCGUACGAUUAUCUUUACGGACAGCAAGAAGGAGGCGGCGGAGCUGAGUGUGGUGUUGGGUGACUCGCUGGGAGCGCAGGCCCUCCACGGUGACCUGGCGCAGUCCAUGCGCGAGCAGACCUUGGACGGCUUCCGCAAGGGCCGCUUCCCGGUGCUCAUUGCCACGGACGUGGCGGCGCGCGGCCUGGACGUGACGGGCAUCGAGCUGGUGAUGAUGGUGGACCCGCCGGCGGACUGGGAGACGUACAUUCACCGCUCCGGGCGCACCGGUCGCGCGGGCAGCAGCGGCGUUUGCAUCACCCUGGUCACCAAGAAGAUGGAGUACAUGGUGCCCAUCAUCGAGUCGCGCGCGGGCAUGAAGUUUGAGCGCAUCGGCGCCCCCCAGCCCGCCGACAUGGCCCGCAUCGCCGCGGAGCGCACCCUGGCGCUGCUGAGUGAGGUGGAGCCCGCGGUGGUGGGGCACUUCCGGGAGGCGGCCGAGCGGUACCUGCAGGAGCAGGAGGAGCAGGGGCGGGACCCGGCGGAGGCGUUGGCGAGGGCGCUGGCCAAGAUUACCGGAUACAAGGUGAUGAAGGCCCGCUCGCUGCUGACUGCGCACGACGACUGCACCACGCUGAUGUUCACCUGCGAGGACCACACCAUUGAGACGCCCAGCGCCGUGUGGGGACACCUCAGGAAGACGUGCCGCAUGGAUGAGGAUCUGCUGGAGCAGGUGAAGCGCCUGACGGUUACCGCGGACUCCAAGGGCGCCGUCUUUGACGUGCCUUCCGAGCACACGCAGGCCUUCCUAGACGCGGCUGACGGCAAGCGAGGCAUCACCAUCACCCUGCCCUCAUCGCUGCCAGAGCUCAAGGCCAGGCCGGUGGAGCAGAGCAACGGUUACGGCAAUGGCGGUUAUGGCAACGGUGGUUACGGUAACGGCUACGGCAACGGAGGCAACCGGGGCUAUGGCGGUGGCGGCCGCGGCGGGUACGGCGGUCGUGGAGGAAGCGGUGGUGGAUAUGGCGGGCGUGGGGGCAGCGGUGGUGGUUUUGGGGGCCGCGGGGGCAGCCGCGGCGGCGGCCGUGGAGGUUUCGGUGGACGCGGCCGGGGCAAGUACUAAGCUUUAGCUGUGACUAGCAGUGAUGCGGCCGGUUGCUACAGCACUUGCUAUUGCACGGUAUUGCGGCGCUUGUAGCUAUUUUGGCGUGCGCUUUUGACGUUGUUGCGCACUUUGUGGUGAGGGAACUAGGUAUAGGUUUGAUUGUCGGCUGGUAUAAGCUUUGGGGCGGUCUGGAGGCGUGUGGGAAGAGGCUCCGGCGCUUUUGUUGUGAGCGCCGAGGGUGAGCUCAAACCACACGCUCUCGUGCGUGCCACCCAUGAACGCAAGAAAUCCAAAAUUGUCACGUGAACCCGCGCUUGGGAAGAACUACGUAUGACUAGCCUUGGUUCUAGUGAUUUGUUUUGUGAGAAGAAACAGGCCGCAUUGCCUGCGCAUCUGCAAAGGGCAUUUGCAUUCAACGUUUUGGCUUUCUUCCCUGGCUUACGUUAUGGCGCGUGGGGCUUCGUUUGACGAAAGAUGUGGACGGGUUGGGAGGCGGCUUUUGGCGGUGACCCUUAGCGGUGUUGCUUGAUGCGUUAAGCCAGGAUGGAGGUUUCAAGUCACCCUCAGUAGCAUCAAGAGGGGGGCGGUAAGGAGCUUCAUUGCUAGGUUGGGUUCCGUGCGGGAGCCCCUGCGAGCCGUGGGUGUUGCGGGUAAUGCCCCGCUCAAGUUCAGCUUGUUUGCGGCUCUUGGUAGCCUCUGAAGUGAUAUGUAGCGCAAGGGUAUUCUUAAGGACGCUCUUUGAAGGGGAAACGGGCGUAACACCUGAAGUCAUAUUGGCAGCUUGGCCCCUCCCUGGCGGGAUUUAUGGGAUUGGGUAUGGAUUAUUAGGUUGGCUGGUCGAUUCGUCAGUUGCGUGCCUGCUGAUUGUAACCCCCGUGUGGUGA
This is a messenger RNA of Astrephomene gubernaculifera, 3119 nucleotides long. The record is from the annotation of a GenBank genome assembly. Lineage: Eukaryota; Viridiplantae; Chlorophyta; Chlorophyceae; Chlamydomonadales; Astrephomenaceae.